Messenger RNA from Gastrolobium bilobum, 393 nucleotides. RefSeq names its product nuclear transcription factor Y subunit B-6-like. The transcript has a single exon. Gene Ontology annotation, biological process: regulation of transcription by RNA polymerase II. The record is from RefSeq and is a predicted model, not a curated record. Gene Ontology annotation, cellular component: CCAAT-binding factor complex. Bases 1 to 393 code for a protein of 130 amino acids. Lineage: Eukaryota; Viridiplantae; Streptophyta; Magnoliopsida; Fabales; Fabaceae. Gene Ontology annotation, molecular function: DNA-binding transcription activator activity, RNA polymerase II-specific; protein heterodimerization activity; RNA polymerase II cis-regulatory region sequence-specific DNA binding.
AUGCCCAAUGUGCUAAGAAUCGUGCGCCAAGCUCUUCCACCGAAUGCAGAAAUCAGUGAUGAAACAAAGAUAACAAUGGUACAGUGUGCGACUAAUUUCAUUAGCCUCAUCACUAGCGAGGCUAAAAGACGGUGCGAAAGCGAGCAACGAUCAUCUGUUACCGAAGAAGAUUUGUUAUGGGCAAUGAGGAGGUUAGGUUUACAUAAUUAUGCUGCCUUUUGCACUCUUUACUCUGCAUAUCGUGGCGGACCUGUUCCAGCUGCACAACCAGCUGUGAUUGCAAAUGAUAGUGUGCCACCACCAUUAUCAACAGCUUCUGAUGCCCCAACUGAAAAAGAUGAGUCAGGAGCUGGUACCAGCUCAAGUGGUGCCAAAGUUUACCGCUUACCUUAA